GUGCACUGGGUACAACAAACCGAUUUAAUGGGCUCUUCAAAGUUAGCGUGUGAAAUGUCAUUAUUGACAAUUAUUCAUUUCUUGCAUUUCUUACAUAAACCGAGCAAAUCAAAAAACAUAAAUUUGUGCAAAAGAUUGUUGUGUACAAUGAUGCGUUCAGCGAUUGCUCCUGUCGUUCUAAAUGGUUGGAAAUCGGUAGUUCCCAAAUGGACGGCAGUAGACACGGUAAAUAUGAAUCAAAUUCGAGAGAAGGGCACUCUCCCUGUGGUAGAGAAGGAUAAACCGGAAAAGUUGCCAUAUUCCCCUUUUGGUACUAAACAAUCCAACUGGGCUGAUUGGACUGUGGCUCGUCUAGAUGACGUGUUGAACUGGGGCCGUAAGGGCUCUAUUUGGCCUUUAACUUUCGGAUUGGCUUGUUGCGCCGUUGAGAUGAUGCACAUUGCUGCCCCUCGUUACGACAUGGAUCGCUUUGGAGUAGUAUUUCGUGCUUCACCAAGACAAGCGGAUGUGAUCAUUGUAGCAGGUACUCUAACCAAUAAGAUGGCCCCAGCUUUGCGAAAGGUCUACGACCAAAUGCCUGAACCUAGAUGGGUAAUUUCGAUGGGCAGUUGUGCCAACGGCGGAGGGUACUACCAUUACUCAUACUCUGUGGUUAGAGGUUGUGAUCGAAUCAUCCCCGUGGAUAUCUACGUUCCUGGCUGCCCACCUACUGCGGAAGCUUUGCUGUAUGGAAUACUUCAACUGCAAAAAAAGGUCAAGAGAAUGAAGACUCUACAGAUGUGGUACAGAAAGUAAAGCAUAUACCAAUUCAUAGUUAUUUCAAGCGUAUUUUGCACUGUAAACGCAAUAAAUGUGUGUAAAUAAAAUGCAUUGCGUAAA
This is a messenger RNA of Aedes aegypti (yellow fever mosquito), 879 nucleotides long. RefSeq names its product NADH-quinone oxidoreductase subunit B 2-like. Gene Ontology annotation, molecular function: quinone binding; NADH dehydrogenase (ubiquinone) activity; 4 iron, 4 sulfur cluster binding. Lineage: Eukaryota; Metazoa; Arthropoda; Insecta; Diptera; Culicidae. The transcript is spliced from 2 exons. Gene Ontology annotation, biological process: electron transport coupled proton transport; mitochondrial respiratory chain complex I assembly; aerobic respiration. Bases 28 to 795 code for a protein of 255 amino acids. The record is from RefSeq and is a predicted model, not a curated record.